CGAGAGAUAGAUUAGAAAGAGUAGAGGGGUCAUUAGCUGAGGACCACUUUACUCAGCCGAGAGCGAGCCCCCUGUGUCUGGACCUGUCUGCGCGUGCCUCACCUGGUGCAGGUGAAGUGGACAUGAAGGAGCUUUAGAGAGACCCGCAGCGCGCGCAUGUGAGUGUGUGUUUGUACUUGACAGUGAGAGAGUGUGUGUAUGUUUUGCAUUUAAGUUGAGUGUCAUUCUGUGUGUGUGUGUGUGUGUGUGUGUGUGUGUCUACAGCGCCCCCUAGUGCGUCAUAAACUUUGGUCUUUAAUACAACUUAAAUGACGUUAGUACUGGUGCAUUGAUGUUAAUGUCAGUAAUGCUAGUGCAGUUGUGUCAGUGGCAGUAGUACUGGUGCAUUAGUGUCAGUGUCCAUAGUACUAGUGCAUUAUUGUUAGUAUUUCUAGUUUUAGAGUGUUAGUAUUAGGAUUAAAUUAGUGCAUUAGUUUUACUGUCAGCAGUACUAGUGUAAGUUUCAGUAGUUCUAGUGCAUUAGUAUUAGUGUCGACCCUUCUAGCGCAUUAGUGUCAGUGGCGGCAGCAGCACUUGUGCAUUAGUAUUAGUGUGAGUAGUAUUAGUGCAGUGGUAUUAGUGUCAGCAGAACUAAUGCAUUGGUGCUGAUGUGAUGUGUUAAUAGAUCAAUACUAGUAUGUUGAUCUAAGUGUCUGUUAGUGUUAAUGUUUGUAGUACUUUUAUUUUUGUGUGAUCACUACAAGUGAUAGUUAGUGUUAGUAGUAGUAGUUAGUAGUAGUAGCAGUACUAGUGCACUUAUUGUUUGUGUCACCUGUACUUGUGCAUUGGUUUACUGGGAGCAGUACUUGUGUGUUUCCAUUAGUGUCAAUAAUACUAGUGCAUUACUAUGAGUGUCGGCAGUACUGAUGCAUUGGUAUUAGUGUGCACUGUACUAGCAUGUUAGUGUCAGUAGUACAGUUCUAGUGCAUUAGUAUUAUUAUCAGCAGUACUAGUGUAUUAGUAUCAAUGCCAGCUGUACUAGUCCAUUACAGUUAGCAUCAACAGUACUAGUGCAUUAGUGUCAGUGUUGGCAGUAUCGGUGCAUUAGUGUUAGCAGUAAUAGUAGAUCAGGGCCAGUAUCAGCGGUACUAGGACGUUAGUGUCAGUACCCGCAGCAUUAGUGCAUUAGUUUUAUCCUUAUUUACUACUAUGUAGUGUGUAGUGUAGCAUUAGUGUUUAGUGUCCUAAGUUAUUAUUGAGUGUGUGACUGUGUGAAAGAGAGAGAGUGAUGCGUUUCUCCGGCUCCAUGCGACUUCGCAUUGGUGAGGCUGUGCACCUGCAGCCCACCUCUGCUGCCACACGCCAUGCAGCACUUUUCGGUAAAGCAACGCACACACUGGACCCGUACAUUGUGGUGAAGGUGGAUGAGUACCGUGUGGGCCAGACACGCACCAAGCCCCGCACAAGCUCCCCGACCUACAACGAGGAGUUCGACGCAUGCGUGAGUGCCGGCAGCACACUGGAACUCGCAGUGUUCCACGACGCUCCUAUAGGAUAUGACCAGUUCAUAGCAAACUGCACCAUCCGCUUCCAGGACCUGAUGGAGACCACCAGCACUGAGGAGACGUUUGAGGGAUGGGUUGACCUGGAGCCAGAGGGCAAAGUGUUCAUUGUGAUCAGUCUCACUGGAUCCUUUACAGAUGAUGACACUGGAGUGAAUCCACAUCAGUUUAAACAGUUUUCUCGGAAACGUCAGCAGGCGGUCCGCCGCCGGAUCCACCAAGUCAAUGGACACAAGUUUAUGUCCACGUACCUCAGGCAGCCCACCUUCUGCUUCCACUGCAAGGACUUUAUAUGGGGUGUGUUUGGAAAGCAGGGGUACCAGUGUCAGGUGUGUACCUGUGUUGUCCACAAAAGAUGCCAUCAGCUGGUUGUGACAGAGUGUCCACGCAUGAAGAAGCCUGCCAAAGAACAGACGACCAAUCAGGGCUUCAGUAUAAACAUCCCACACAAGUUCAACAUCCACAACUAUAAAGUUCCUACUUUCUGUGACCACUGUGGGUCACUACUGUGGGGAAUUGUGAAACAGGGACUGCACUGCAAGAUCUGUAAGAUGAAUGUGCACAUACGCUGUAAGGGGAAUGUAGCGCCGAACUGUGGAGUGAACAACGUGGAACUGGCCAAUAAACUGGCAGAAAUGGGCCUACAGCCCGGGGGGAUGUCCAAACGCAACUCACUGUCUCCAGCAGCUCUGGAAGCACAGUCCCGCGGGAUGAGCUUGAAGAGAGAGUGUGAGGCUACUGAUAAAGAGCCGGGUCGGUCUCUGGGGAUGGAGCACUUCACCUUCUUGCAGGUUCUUGGCAAGGGCAGCUUCGGCAAGGUAAUGCUGGCUCGUCUGAAUAACUCUGAUCAGGUGUUCGCCAUAAAGGUGUUGAAGAAGGACAUCAUUCUGCAGGACGAUGAUGUUGAAUGCACAAUGACGGAAAAACGAGUUCUCUCACUCGCUGGCUCUCAUCCAUACCUCACACAGCUCUACUGCUGCUUCCAGAACCCGGAGCGUUUGUUCUUUGUGAUGGAGUUUGUGAACGGGGGGGAUUUAAUGUUCCACAUUCAGAAAUCCAGAAAGUUUGAAGAAAACAGAGCAAGGUUCUACACGGCCGAGAUCUCAUCUGCUCUUAUCUUCCUGCACAGCAAGGGCAUUAUAUACAGGGAUCUAAAGCUGGAUAAUGUGCUGCUGGAUAAGGAUGGUCACUGUAAGCUGGCAGACUUCGGCAUGUGUAAGGAGGGGAUGUGUGAGGGAGCUGUUACCGGAACAUUCUGCGGAACCCCUGAUUACAUCGCCCCUGAGAUCCUCCAGGAGAUGCUGUAUGGGCCAUCGGUGGACUGGUGGGCUCUGGGCGUGCUCCUUUACGAGAUGCUCUCAGGCCACGCCCCCUUCGAGGCAGAGAAUGAGGAUGAUCUGUUUGAGUGUAUCCUGAAUGAGGAGAUCAUCUACGCCUCCUGGCUGAGUGCCAAUGCGGUGGACAUCCUGAAAGCUUUCCUGACGAAGAAUCCUUCCCGUCGGUUGGGUUGUGUGGCGGCGGACGGUGGGGAAAAUGCCAUUAUCAGCCACACCUUCUUCAGCACCAUCGACUGGGACAAACUGAACCAGCGGGAGCUGGAGCCGCCGUUCAAGCCCCGAAUCAAAACUCCAGAGGAUGUCAAUAACUUCGACCCAGACUUCACGCAGGAAGAGGCCAUCCUCACGCCCAUCCUGGAUUCUGUAAUCCCACCCAUCAACCAGGAAGAGUUCUGCAACUUCUCUUUCACUUCUUCAGAGAUUUUGCAGUAUUGCCCUCCAUAAACCACUAGGGGGCGCUAUGAAAAGGGCAAAAUAAACCCCCAGAGGGAGCCAGCAGUUGUGGAAGAGAAGAAAAUGCCAUCAGGUGGAAAUUCUCAUCGCGGUGGACGUUCUGGAAUGCUCUGUUAGAGACGAUGGAGUUGUGGGCUGUUGUGGCUUGGCUGAAGCUAAUGCUGUGGAUGAGAGCUUGUGCUGUGCUGAUGUUUGCAUGGUGGAGUCAGAUUUCUGACCAUUUCUCUGUGGAAACCGAGAAAGUACUGCAUCUAGUGCAGUGACCUUCAGAAACAGAAGUGUGGCUUGCACUGCUUUUAGCUGUUUUAUUUUUGGGGCAAAGUUCAUUUUAAUGCAUUUUAGCAAUGGCUGUUUUUUUGCGAACGUUUGCAAGUCUAGGCUUUUUUUUAUGUGCCUUUAUCUUUCCAGGAUAAUACUUGUUUUAGGGUAAUAAUGAUGAACUUAAUGUUCUUGAUGCCUCUCCUCUUUCUUGGACAGACACAAUUUAGGCAUUUCAUUCAUGUGACUCCCAAUAACUAUGGCCUAAAAGGGCUAAGUUUAAUAUGUGGUGAAAGCAGCCAAUCAGGGUUAUUCCAAACUGGAACUGCACUAGAUAUUCAGAGAGUUCAGAAUCAACGACAGCUGGAUUCAUCUAUACUUUCCUGACGGCACUUAUUCUGUGGGACUGCAGUGUGCCAUGUUUUCCACAAAGUGGAGUUGUCACUGUUUUAGAUGCCAAAGAACUGAAGCCAGCUCUGUAUAACUCAGGCUAAGACUGAAAUUUGCUCUUAAUCACCUUCACUGGAGUGAAGGUAUCUGACACUGUUUCUAAAGGGGUUAUCUACAGGAUAUAUGGGACCCCCUCAAACUCACCACCCUGUGGUCAACUCAAUCCCUAAAAUAUAUCAGACAAGAGACAGCUUGGGUCUGCUUGGAUGAUUUUUUUUUUUUUUAUGUUUGAUGUGAAAAGAUUCAGAAUUCCUCUCUUAUUUACUAUUCAUCACAAUGAACAUAACUCAGUGCAGCUUUACUUUCACUUUCAAUAACAACAAACUAAAACCUCAACAUGUCCUUUACUUUCAACCAUCAACCUCAACUAUCUUUACUUUCAAUUUUAAUUCAGUUUUACUUUACUAAACCUAAUUGAACAUGAGUAUAUUUGACCAAAAAUUUGCCAAAAUCCUGCUGUGCUCCCAUGUUUUCAACACCAUGCCAGACUAUAGGAAAAACAACCGACAAUAUAAGUAAUAAGAAACUCUAUUUAACUUUUGCAAAAUGUAACCAAAAGUACGAUAAAAAUAAAUGUAUACAUAUUUUCCCUGUAGUUUGACAUUACAAGGUCACAUUUUGCAUAAUUUGCUGUGAAUUUUCAAACUCUGGAUGAUAAGGUGCACUAUCAAUGAACGUAUGUUUUCUGGUCUAUUUUCCUACAUAAGGUGCUCUGGAUUUUUAAGGCGCAUUAUGCGACACUAGUAAGGAACAUGGGUGUUGCCAUGUUUCCCUUCUAAUUUAGCAGGUCUUGCCGCUGGGUGGAGGGGGAGGGGGUAACUUAAAACAAACAAAAAAAAAGAUAAACAAAAAAAGUAAAAAAGAACCCCCUAAUUCUUAAAAAAACAUUUUCUUUUUAAAGUCACAUGAGUGCUGGAUAUUAAUCUAUACAGAUUUCUCUCCUGAAAAUUGUCUAUUUGGGUGAGAAAAGCACUUUUGUUUAUUUACAGUAAGCUUAGAUUUCCAAAUUUCCACUAAGACUGGGUGCAGCAGCAUUAGCAUUAGCAGCUAACCGCUAGCACUAGUCGCCUGACAGAGCUUCACUAAGGAACCCUGAGUGUUCUGGUAAGCCAGGGUGCUAUCAGCUAGCGGUUCGUCCCAUGUAGCUUUUUUUAACAUGUUAAAUGCGCAGACUACAGUCAAAUAUACCCACCACUGAUUGGUGAAGGAACUAGCACUUAAUGCUAAUGCUUCUCCAGCAGUGCUAGCCAGGGUUAGCAGCAGGCUACAGGCUGAUAAUACUCACUCGCUUAGCACGGUUAGCGGCUAAUGCUAAUGCUAAUGCUGCUCCAGUCUUGAGUCUCAGUGCUGGAGAAACUAAAACUCUUUUAUAAGGCUGUACUUCAGCAAAGUGGCUUUAUUGCUCCUUUCAACCUGACUGGUAAAAUUUAUACAUAAGGUGCACCGGAUUAUAAGUCAAUUUUUGGGAAAAUUAAUGGAAUGUAAGUUCGGAAAAUAUGGUAAAUUAAUUUAUUCAUUACUUAUUUCGUCAGGUACUUUUCCUAUGUUCCCUAAAGUGCCGCUUGGCGCUGAAGAUGUGGCAGAGCAGCAGGAUUUUACCUUAUUUUGGAUUUCAUAUGACUGUUUGAACUGCAGUCUGGUGAGCUUCAAGAGUUCCAGCCACAUACACAGAGUAGCAUCACUUUUGUGACCCCUAAGAAUGGUGUCAGGACCCCUUGGGGGUUGCAACCUAAUCUAAAGGAAGGUGAGGGGGGUGCAUCUGGCUGUAGCAGGGAUAUUGGAGGGUGGGGAUCAUUGAAGGGGUUUUGGUUGGUACCAUGACAUAAGAGGUAGUAUUGGGAAUGGAUGGUGUCCAGGUAUCAGAGGUAUAUUUUGUGUAUUAGAAGGGUUUGAAGGGUAUUAGCAGGGUAUUGGGGGUCAGGAUUGUUUGGGGGUGGAUCAGCAAGCAAAGUGUAAGUGGCAUCUGAGGUAAGGGUCAGUAUCUGUGGAGUAUUAGAGGCGUUAUGACCACAGGUUUAUCUAAAGGGGUAUUGGAUAGAUUUGGGGUGUUAUCAAGUAUAUCAGGUAUAUCUGGGGGAAGCUGGGAUACCUAAGGGUAGGCAGUAUUGAGGAAUGAAGGGUCAGUAAUAGUAAAAUAUUAGAGGGGUUAUGGUUACAGGUUUAUCUGAGGAGGAAUCAGGGUUGUGUGGGCGUAUUAAGGGGCUUGUAGUGUAUAU
Messenger RNA from Astyanax mexicanus (Mexican tetra), 6255 nucleotides. RefSeq names its product protein kinase C, eta, a (gene prkcha). The coding region runs from base 1268 to 3322 and encodes 684 amino acids. The transcript has 14 exons. Gene Ontology annotation, molecular function: diacylglycerol-dependent serine/threonine kinase activity; ATP binding. Gene Ontology annotation, biological process: protein phosphorylation. The record is from RefSeq and is a predicted model, not a curated record. NCBI's taxonomy places the organism in Eukaryota, Metazoa, Chordata, Actinopteri, Characiformes, Acestrorhamphidae.